UACGCGGAGGGUCGCGCUCGCGCAUACGUUCAACAUUUAUAGAACUUCUUGUUGACCAUCCUGCCGGUUUAUCCGCGGUCCACGUUUCACCGAGUUAGUUUGAAUUUGUUGAAGUUUGGUGAUUGUCGUAUAAGUUUAACAACAAGAUGUCUUGUGUCGAUUUGCAAACCGAAGAUCGUCUUGAAUAUCAGUUCUUGCCGAACCGCACUGGAAUCACCCAAUUCAGGGUCAGAGCACCAAAUGAUGCUCAUAUAGCCCUCAGUCCAAGCGCUUGUGAAACAACCCCCAUGUACGAAAUUUUCAUUGGAGGAUGGGGUAACAGCAAAUCUGUUAUCCGUAAAAACAGAACAAAACCAGAUGUUGCUGAAGUACCAACACCGGGAAUUCUGUCCGAUCAGGAUUUCCGUGGUUUUUGGGUAAGAUGGGAAAACGGUACCAUCUCAGCUGGAAACGAAGGAGAAGCCUCUCCAUUCAUCAGCUUUACAGACUAUGAAAAUGUCCCAAUUGAAUAUGUUGGGUACUGCACUGGCUGGGGUGCCCGUGGAUCUUGGGUCAUCGAACAAAGAGAAGGCGGUGCGCCCAUUGCUGCUGCCUACUCCAGGCCUCCACAGAACGCAGCAAAUGUUUGUUGGGUAGCAAGUGGAAAUGGACAAGUUCCUCCAAGAGCUUUCGUUGGAGGUGAAGACAAUGGGGAGACCUUGUAUGUCUGCAGAUCGAUGUUCAAUGGAGCUCUCAUUCCCGGAAAAUUGGUUCCGAGUCACGGAAAUGGUUAUGUAGCUUGGGGUGGAAAAGAAAAUCCCGUCUACGAGUAUGAGGUACUUUGCGAUUUUGGAGGUACCUGGGUGGCAACAGCAGGUGGUAACAUCCCAAGUGGUGCCUUACCCGGAGGUCAAAGUGAAGAUGGCGAACCCCUCUACAUUGGCAGGGUUGUCCACGACGGAGCUUUGACAGUUGGAAAAGUUCAACCUAGUCAUGGUUGUCUGUAUAUACCAUACGGUGGACAAGAGCUAUCCUUCAAGGAGUACGAAAUUCUUCUACAGUAAAAUUGUGUUCGCGAAACUAUUCGAACGGAUAAGCUUGUUUGAUGUACCGCUGCGUAGGAUUCAAUCCAGAAUGAUUAGCAAGCACAUUACUGUAUGUUACUCAGCUUUUAGGUGCCUUAUGUUAAGUACCUAAAUUAUUUUUAUAUACUUGUACGACAGAUGUGUAAGUUGAGGGCCUAAAUUGUUCAGAAUAUUAUAUUUAUUUCAUUAAUAUCGAUAACUUAAUGUUACAUCAGCUAUACAUUUAUGGCAACUUCAAUAAAUUUGUAUUUAAAAGGCA
This is a messenger RNA of Coccinella septempunctata (seven-spotted ladybird), 1323 nucleotides long. RefSeq lists its product as uncharacterized. The transcript has 5 exons. The coding region runs from base 147 to 1043 and encodes 298 amino acids. The record is from RefSeq and is a predicted model, not a curated record. Lineage: Eukaryota; Metazoa; Arthropoda; Insecta; Coleoptera; Coccinellidae.